Molecule: messenger RNA, 918 nt
Organism: Phragmites australis (common reed)
Lineage: Eukaryota; Viridiplantae; Streptophyta; Magnoliopsida; Poales; Poaceae
Product: small ribosomal subunit protein bS20c-like
Exons: 3
Coding region: 106-678 (190 amino acids)
Biological process (GO): translation
Cellular component (GO): small ribosomal subunit; ribosome
Molecular function (GO): structural constituent of ribosome; small ribosomal subunit rRNA binding
Source: RefSeq, a predicted model, not a curated record
UUCGCCACCCGAAGGCCGAAGCACCCUUCUCAUCCGGCCGGAUAAGAUAACACCACCUGCUCGGGCACGAGCAGCAGCUCGAGCGCCUCCUCCCACCCCACAGCCAUGGCCACCACCGCCACCUCCCCGCUCUUCUCCCUGUCCUCCCUCUCCGCCUCCCUCCCUUCUCCCACACGACCCCCCUCCUCCCUCCCCAUCCGCUCCCUCUCCCCCCGUGCCUGCCUCUCGGCCUCCCUCCCGUUCGCCUCCCCCCUCGGUGGAUUUGGGAAUUGGGCGUCGACAUCGUCGGCGGGGAGGUGGAGGAAGCGGGGGCUGGAGGUGGUGUGCGAGGCCACGACGGGGCGGCGGCCGGACUCGGUUAAGAAGAGGGAGCGCCAGAACGACAGGCACCGCAUCCGAAACCAUGCGCGCAAGGCCGAGAUGCGCACCAGGAUGAAGAAGGUCUUCAGAGCACUCGAGAAGCUUAGGAAGAAAGCUGAUGCCCAACCUGAAGAAAUCAUUGAAAUAGAGAAAAUGAUCUCUGAGGCAUACAAAGCUAUCGACAAGACAGUGAAGGUCGGCGCCAUGCACAGGAACACUGGGAACCAUCGCAAGUCCAGGCUUGCAAGGAGGAAGAAGGCUAUUGAAAUACUCCGUGGUUGGUACGUUCCAAAUGCUGAGCCUGCUGCUGCCGCCUAGUUUCUUGAGAAAUCAUCAUGAAUUUGUGGCAGCUUUGUUUUCAUCAAACCUCAUCAGUUUUGGACAUCAUAUGUUGUUUAAAAAGUCGAUAGCUUGCCAAAUUCUCUCCAUUGCAAGUGGUCUUUGUAAUAGAAGCCUUGACGUAGAGUUGGCCCAUUUCUUCUCCCUGAUUUCUGUUCUUCACAUCACUGUUGUAAAACUUCAGACUGGAAAUUUGAAAUAUAUAUGUCCUAUGGUGUA